UUUAACUUGCUCGUGUCUUUUUUCUCUUUAUCGCAUACUAGUAGUGACUAACUGAUUGGUGACUACAGAACUGCUAGCUAACCUAAUUGUCAUCUGUUGGUUCCUUCAAGAUCUCAAGCCCGGGCCCACACGGACAUGUUUUUUGCGGGCAAAGAUAUAAGUCGAAAACGACAGAGACCAUAUCCGUGAGAUAAACGUAUAUGCGAGGUCUCAACCGCCAAUGUGUCACCGGUAUAAAUACAUGGCCAUAGCGGAGUGGAAAUACAGGUUCGCCGCAUCUCCACUUGCGAGUUCGAGUAGCGACACGCACGCACGUCCCGCCGGCCAUGGACGACGAGCUGCUCUCCCCGUGCUCCUCCUUCUUCCCGGUCUCGCCGCCGUCCGGGCAGUUCGAGCACCAUCACCACCAGUUUAUCGAGUUCGCCUCCUGCGAGGUCCCCGAGCAAUGGCUGCUCGGCGACGUCGUCGUGCCGGCCAAGAGCGAGGACGCGGGGGACCUGUGGCCCGAGGGGUCCCUGCUGUCCACGGACUCCGAGCUCUCGGAGCUGCCGGCGGCGAGCCUCCCUGCCUCCACUGAGUCGACACCGCGGCCGGCGGCCAAGCGGCGUGGGAGGAAGCCCAGGCCACGCCCCGAGGGCCCCACUGUCAGCCACGUGGAGGCGGAGCGGCAGCGCCGCGACAAACUGAACCGCCGCUUCUGCGACCUCCGCGCUGCCGUCCCCACCGUGUCCCGCAUGGACAAGGCCUCCCUCCUCGCCGACGCCGCCGCAUACAUCGCCGAGCUGCGCGCCCGUGUGGCCCGGCUCGAGGACGAGAGCAAGCAGGCGGCCGCCGCGAGGUGGGACACUAACUCGGCGUCCCGCAGCGGUGGCGGCGCCUCCUUGCAGCACUUUCUAGCCGGCGACGAGACGGUGGAGGUGCGAAUGGUGGGACGGGACGCGGCGGCGCUGCGCGUGACGACGGCAGCGGGGUCCGCUCCGUACGCGCCGGCGAGGCUGAUGAGCGCGCUCCGCUCGCUUGAGCUGCAGGUGCAGCACGCGUGCGUGAGCCGCGUGCAGGGCGCGACGGUGCAGGACGUCGUGGUGGACGUGCCCGCCGCGCUGCAGCACGAUGACAGCGCCGCCCUCCGCUCCGCGCUGGUCCAGCGGCUACGCGACAGCGCCUAGAGCUCCGCUACGUUAUCUCGUGAGCAGGUAUAGUACAUCACGACUCACGAGACGACUCCAGCGUACGGUAGAUGCCACAUAUUGUAAUUCUGUCGCCUUUGCUGCGUGUCGUCCAUGGAAUAAAUCCGAGUGAUUGAUUCAACAUCACUUGGUGCCAAGAUCUACGAGUAUAUUGUAAACAGUGACCAGUGAAGGCUUGUUUGGAUCUAUGCGUACAGAUUGAGUAUAUUUACGCACGUGUGUUACUAGUGUUA
Aegilops tauschii subsp. strangulata is the source of this 1420-nucleotide messenger RNA. Its product is annotated as transcription factor MYC2-like. NCBI's taxonomy places the organism in Eukaryota, Viridiplantae, Streptophyta, Magnoliopsida, Poales, Poaceae. The record is from RefSeq and is a predicted model, not a curated record. Gene Ontology annotation, biological process: regulation of DNA-templated transcription. Gene Ontology annotation, molecular function: DNA-binding transcription factor activity; transcription cis-regulatory region binding; protein dimerization activity. Gene Ontology annotation, cellular component: nucleus.